Messenger RNA from Maudiozyma saulgeensis, 1056 nucleotides. NCBI's taxonomy places the organism in Eukaryota, Fungi, Ascomycota, Saccharomycetes, Saccharomycetales, Saccharomycetaceae. The record is from the annotation of a GenBank genome assembly.
AUGACAGAAAAAGUGAAAUCAGUUCUACUGAUUGGUGGCGCAGGUUUUCUAGGUCUACAUUUAAUUCAACAGUUUUAUGAUAUGCCUAGUAAACCCCAAAUUUGUGUAUUUGAUGUAAGACCAUUACCAGAGAAACUAUCUAAGCAAUUUACAUUUGAUCCCGAAGCAAUUGAGUUCUUCAAAGGUGACUUAACUUCCGAAGAUAGUGUCACAGAAGCUAUUAAACUAACUAAUGCCAAUGUUGUAGUUCACGCAGCCUCUCCAGUGCAUGGUGGUGAAGCUAGUAUCUAUGAGUUAGUUAACGUCAAGGGUACCAGGAAUAUUCUUGAUGUCUGUAAGAAGACUGGCGUUUCUACUUUUGUGUAUACUUCUUCAGCAGGUGUUAUCUUUAACGGUCAAGAUGUCCAUAAUGCUGAUGAAACAUGGCCAAUCCCUGAGGUCCCAAUGGAUGCAUAUAAUGAAACUAAAGCAAUCGCAGAAGAUAUGGUUUUGAAAGCUAAUGAUCCAACCAAUGGAUUUUAUACAGUUGCAUUACGUCCUGCUGGUAUCUUUGGUCCAGGUGAUAGACAAUUAGUUCCAGGGUUAAGAACUGUAGCCAAGUUAGGGCAAUCAAAAUUCCAAAUUGGUGACAACAACAAUUUGUUUGAUUGGACAUACGCAGGUAAUGUUGCAGAUGCCCAUGUUUUAGCCGCAGAAAAAUUAUUGAACCCAGAGACUCGUGAUAAUGUUGCCGGUGAGACCUUCUUCAUUACUAACGAUACCCCAUCUUACUUUUGGGCUCUAGCUCGUACUGUUUGGAAAGCUGACAAUCACAUUGAUAAACGUGUCAUUGUAUUGAAAAGACCAGUAGCUAUUCUAGCUGGUUACCUUUCAGAGUUUUUCUCAAAACUAUUAGGUAAAGAACCAGGUUUGACGCCAUUUCGUGUAAAAAUUGUAUGUGCUUCCCGUUAUCAUAACAUUAGUAAAGCUAAGAAGUAUCUAGGCUAUGAACCUAGAGUUGACAUCGAGCAAGGUAUUAUGAACACUUUAGCUUGGAUGGACGAAGGUUUGGAAUGA